Molecule: messenger RNA, 1309 nt
Organism: Periconia digitata
Lineage: Eukaryota; Fungi; Ascomycota; Dothideomycetes; Pleosporales; Periconiaceae
Source: the annotation of a GenBank genome assembly
UUUCCCUUUGCUUCCAUGGGUCGUUGCUCCUAUUCUUGGAGACAUGGGUGGGGCCACGCGCUAGCCCGCUUUAGGCAGCGAUGACCCUAGUGACACCUGCUCCACCCUCCCUCUCAACCUCACUGACCAUCCCAUCCCCCCCAUCACCACCACCACCACCACCACCUUCAUUUACACGACGUAUUGCCAAUACCAAGAUUGAAUGAAUAUAUACAUCACUCGGUGCACUUGCUCAUCAUUUCUGGCCUCUGGCUCCCCCUUCUCUCCUAUGCCCUCGCCCUCGACAGAAUCGUUUCACACUUCGCCGCCCGCCAAGCACCACUCCGUUGAAACGCCAACAAAACUCCAUCAUCAUCACCCACUUUAAAAAUAAUCCCUCCUACCGACCGACUGUCUACGUACCCCCAUCCACUCAUCCAUUCAAUCAUUCAUUCAUUCAUUGAUGCUGCUCAUUUCGGCCGAGGCUUCCCGUACCGCAUCUGCCCUGCACCGCCCUGUCCGAGUAAUCCUCACUCCAUUUCCUCGUCCUUACUCAUCACCCAUCCGGUCCCUCGCCCGCCAGUCCAUUCGUAAUCCUAACCCAAACACUCCGCGGUAGCCCAUCUCAUCUCAUCUCAUUUCUAUUCUGUUCCCCGGUUGCGGCUACAUGCAUUUCAUGCCCUCUCUCCUGUGCACUGCACUGCACUACCUCCAUCUACGCAUGUAUGCAUGCAUGCAUGUAUUGUUACUAAACACCGCUACCUCUGUUCCCCCCCCCAGUCGUUGUCUCGUACAUGCAAGUACUGCAGCACGAUGAUGAUGCCUUUUACGCGACACGGCUUUCCAAGCUGAAACCUCAUCCCUGCGCCCUCUCUCCCGCUGCCAGGCCAGGUGGCUUGUCCCAUCCAUCCAUCCAUCCAUCCAUCAGAAACAUCCUCAUCCCACAAUCCGAUCGAUCGUCGUUUGCCAUUUCGCAUCCAUCUGUUUUAUUUCCAUCUCUCUGUCUCGUGUUUUUUUUUCGCCACCUUUCUUUUUUUUGGGGGGGCCGCGUGCUACGUACACCUGCAUGCAUGACCUUGCUACGCUACGAAAGCGUAGAUAUGUAACGCCAGUAGACCACUCCCAUGUUACCGUAUAUUCUUCUUCUACACGCAAACAAAACUACCAUUUGAACAAAAUGCGCCCAUGCGUGUGUGUCUGUGUCUGUGUGUGUGUGUGGGUGUGGGUGUGCGGAGUCAAAUCUUCAAAGUGGAGAACACAGAACGGUCCCAGAGAACCCACGAGUGAGUUUAUUCUAUUAUGCGUGCGUGGUAUUACCAGGGUUCCUUUC